AUGUCUUCUGAGCCCCCCACCGCAUUGGCCGAAUUGAGAUUCCAUAACAUUGAUCGCAAUCCUUCUAUAUAUGCGACUCUCAAAUCCAUCCGAAAAGCAGCUUUGUCUAUACCAAAUCGCCUACGAUCGGUCCUUGCAGAUGCUGCCUUCGCCAAAGGCAUCUCCGAACAGUACAAUCUCCCGCUUCUUGCAAAUGAGCGCUGUGGAAGCUGGUAUAUCGACCCGUCUGACAAAGUUGGUAGUGCUUAUUUCAAAAGCACAGACGGUCAUCAUGGUCAGUGGGACUUCUCUCUUCGACGACUCAACCUUCAACUUAUCCCCAUUCUGGGAAACAGUGGUGGCGCAGUGGUGGUUGACUCUACCCGCCGAGGGAAGAGUCUUCCAGAUUCAUUCAGCAAAACAGUUCCGAUAUGGGUCGCUGUGAUCAAUAGGGCGUUGUUUCCUGAAUUGACACACGCCCACUGUCUUCAACAUCCACCGGCACCGGAUGACCUUGGCUUAUCGGAAGUCUCUCAAAUCGAAGGCAAGCUGGAUGGCUUUGUUCGAUCAUUCACGCAACUAGGGCUGAAUAUUCCUAUGCUGCGCACACAGCUGAAAUAUCCGAUUCGCAUCAUUUGGGAGAUCAACGGACGUUCCAGGAUCGAUUUCGAGGAUGAGGAGUACGAUUCGGAAGCAGAGUCAGUCACAUCAGCACUAGAGGGCAACCAAGCCAAUCGUCUUGUCUUAUGCUCUGCAUCUCAACGAGUACGAGGUGCUGAAGCAUCCGAAGGCGGAUACAUCCAAGGUGCCGGUGAUGACAGCGAGGGCUGGUCUCACGGGCUUACUGCACAGACAUUCUGGAAGCAUAGGGAGGAGUUGAUGCAAUCGCCCGAGGACGAACUCGAACCUCUGAUUGAGACUCUACUCCAGCGAGACAAGCAAGAAUCACGCAGCCACGUACCCGCCGUGAGGGCUUCAACAACAAGUCACCUAUACAUUGGAGCCGGCGUUUCUUGCAACACAGACGAAUACAGUCUAAUCGUGAACUGUCAAAAUGAUGGCCAACAUCCAACAGUCGAUCCCAGAGUACUUGACCUGAAAUGUCGAGCUAUGAAACUGGGAAGCAAAGAUCUUCGAGACCAGUUGCCAUUAUCGAGCAAGGUGAUUUCUGAACAACUACGAAAGGAUGCCGACAGUCGAGUGUUAGUUACAUGUUCCUCUGGCAAGGAUUUGAGUGUUGGGGUCGCUGUGGCAGUGCUGUGUCUCCAUUACGAUGAUCAAGGCAAGCUGCGGGAGCCUGGUGUCUCACCGACGAUGGACAAGAGCCUGGUCAAACAACGGCUUGCAUGGAUCACUCAUUCGAAACCUGAUGCCAAUCCCUCGCGAGCAACUCUGCAGGCGGUCAACUCGUUCUUGAUGCAUCGACCUGACUAA
This is a messenger RNA of Exophiala aquamarina CBS 119918, 1413 nucleotides long. Its product is annotated as initiator tRNA phosphoribosyl transferase. Gene Ontology annotation, molecular function: tRNA adenosine(64)-2'-O-ribosylphosphate transferase activity. Gene Ontology annotation, biological process: charged-tRNA amino acid modification. NCBI's taxonomy places the organism in Eukaryota, Fungi, Ascomycota, Eurotiomycetes, Chaetothyriales, Herpotrichiellaceae. The transcript has a single exon. The record is from RefSeq and is a predicted model, not a curated record. Gene Ontology annotation, cellular component: cytoplasm. Bases 1 to 1413 code for a protein of 470 amino acids.